Hydra vulgaris (swiftwater hydra) is the source of this 790-nucleotide messenger RNA. The record is from RefSeq and is a predicted model, not a curated record. Lineage: Eukaryota; Metazoa; Cnidaria; Hydrozoa; Anthoathecata; Hydridae.
UUUGUGAAAAAAAAAAUCUUUAGUUUACAGAUUUUCACGACAAAAAAAGAAAAAUACAGAAACCUAAUUUGUGUCAAACUUUUGACUGGUUUAUUGCGUCAAGCAGCUGAAGAUUAAAAUGAUGAACGUAUUUUGUUACACAUUAAAGACAAGGAUUGUGUUGCUGUUGAGGUGAGGUAUCAUAAAACAUGUUACAAUGAAUAUACAAAACUUUAUAAAUCUUUAAUACCACCUUCAGAGAUAUCUACCAGCAACUUAAUGUAUAAGUUGUUCUUUGAAUCAUUUUGUAGACAAGUUAUUGACACUAAAAUCAUCAAGUUAAAAAAAGUUUAUUGCCCAAGUUAUUUUACUGAAUAUUUUAUUAAAAUUGUUAAAAGAGUAGAAAAUUUGGAUGCUAGCAAUUAUAAAAGCUGUCGCUUAAAAAAAAGAUUAAUAAAUUGUGAUUUGGUAUUUUAUCAGCCAUUUUAUCGCAGUCAAAGUGAAUUUGUUUUUUAUGAGGAUAUAGGUGCAGUUGUUUUAAAUAAAGAAAUUGAUGAGCUUGAUUCUCAAAAUUCACAAGAAUCAGGUCUUUCAGAUAAUAAUGAAACUGAAAGUGAACAAGAGAACGAUUUAUUUAAUGUUAGUUAUUCUGCCUUUCAUCAAGUUUGUAUGAAAAUUAAAGAAUCUCUGAAAAUGUGGAACUGGGGUUAAAAAUGCUUGGCCACCACUAGCGUCAGAUUUUAGUUUUGAAAACAUUGAAAGUGGAAUUUUCUGUCAAUAAUUCUUGAUUAUACAGAUGAAGUUAGUUACA